Naegleria gruberi is the source of this 1029-nucleotide messenger RNA. RefSeq lists its product as uncharacterized. NCBI's taxonomy places the organism in Eukaryota, Heterolobosea, Eutetramitea, Acrasida, Naegleriidae. Bases 1 to 1029 code for a protein of 342 amino acids. The transcript has a single exon. Gene Ontology annotation, molecular function: protein binding. The record is from RefSeq and is a predicted model, not a curated record.
AUGCCACCAUUCAAAUGUUCGAUUAAUACUGAUGACAAUGAUGAUGAUCGAAUGCUGAAGAAAUUACAGGCCCUGAAUAAGCCAAAUCCACCUCCGAAGACUAAAUCAUCUCAUAAGAAAAGAAUGGAAGAUAAAAAUCAAUUAAAAAUUUCUCCAAUUGGAAUUCCAUUUGAGGUAAUUUUUGAUCAUGUGGUGAAAUAUUUGGAUAUUGGAACGGCUCAUAAGAAAUUGAGAUUAGUUUCAAGGCAGUGGAAUGAUAUUAUUUUGGGAAAUGAUGAGGAUUAUUCAGUGGAGUUUGAGAUUGAUAUUGAUUUUUCUAGGCAGCAAUUUUUGAGUAAGAAAUUUUACUCAACUGCUGAACGUGGAUUUUUCAAAAAUGUUACAAAACUUACAAUGAAAGCAUUGCCUCAAGGGAUGAAGAAGACAGAAAAUCGUACAUUAAUUCCAGGUAAAACGAUUGUUACGAGAGGUUACAAGGAAAAUGUUGGUGGAAGUGUUCUCAAAUUCUUUCCAAAUUUGAAAGUUUUGAAUUUGAAUGAAAAUGAAAUUCCAGAAGAAAAAUUCAAUUGGCUUUUAGACUUGAAAUCCAAUCAAUUGGAAGAGCUUUAUUUGGAGGGUAAUGAUUUUAAAUUGAAAACUUGUGAACACAUCAGUUCAUGUGAAAAUCUACAGAGCUUGACAGUUUUAAAUUUAUCCCACAACCAACUCACUGAUGCAGGAUGUAAAUUACUAUCUCAGAGUGUUUGUCUUCAAAAUCUCAAAAACUUGAACAUUUCCUCAACUGAUUCCUCUCUUGACGGCUUGAUGUAUAUUUCCAAUGCAACAUUUUCAUGCAAUUUAACAAUUUUGAGAGCAAACAAUAAUAAUCUUUCAGAUGCAUUUCAUCAAAGAAUCACAAAUGGAGAAUUUAAAUUCAAAUCUCUUCAAACUUUCUCAAUUAGAAAUUGUGAAAUAUCACAAGAAACUCAAACCCAAAUUGCAAAGGACAAGAAAUUGAUUUCUACUACAUUGGAUCGAAUCCUCCUGUAA